AUUCUCAGCCAUUGCGUCCUUGCCAUGGCGCAGCACCGCUUCCUGACUUUCUCCUGACUUUCUCCUCAUCUCCUCUGAGCUUUCUUUCUCCCAAAAAAAAAUUAAAUUACCCACCUGCAUACCUGCGCCCGCCAUGCUUCCACGCGCGCUGCGACCCAUUGCGAGCUCGCGUGCCGCCUCACAAUGCGCCUUGCGCAGCGCUGCCUCGAUAGCCUCCUCCUCCUCCUCCUCCUCCUCCUCGUCGCUGCCGAGUACAUCCCCAACACGCCCAUCCGUGUCCUGCGCACCGUGUCUGAUGUCCGCCAGUGGACGUCAGAUGUGUGCAGCAGCAGCAGCAGCAGCAGCCCAUCUCCGUCCUCCUCUUCCUCCUCCCAAGACCAGGGCGUCGCCCUCAUCCCGACCAUGGGCGCCCUCCACGUAGGCCACACCGAUCUGAUUCGCCAGGCCGCCCUCCGCGGGCACAACAAGAUCGUCGUCAGUAUAUACGUGAACCCGGCGCAGUUCGGAGUGAGCGAGGACCUGGACAGCUACCCCAAGACGUGGGACGGCGACUGCGCCGUCCUCUCGUCCUUGUACCCAGAGCUCCAGAGCACGCUGGGAGGUAGCAGCAGCGACCUGCAGAUGGCCGUCUUCGCUCCCACGACGAGCGAGAUGUACCCCUCCGGCUUCCCAGGCCAGGAGCCCGACUCCAAGGGCAGCUUCGUAACCAUCACCCCCGUGGGCGAGCUGCUCGAGGGCAAGACCCGCCCAACCUUCUUCCGCGGCGUCGCCACCGUGUGCAUGAAGCUGUUCAACAUCGUCCUCCCCUCGCGCGUCUUCUUCGGCCAAAAGGACGUCCAGCAGACCGUUGUCAUCCGCAAGAUGGUGCGCGACUUCUGUCUGCCCCUCGAUGUCGCCGUUGUCCCCACCACGAGGGAGCCCAGUGACGGCCUGGCCCUGAGCAGCCGCAACGUCUACCUCGGCACCAGACGACGUAGGACUGCUCCUGUCCUGGUCACUGCGCUGCGGGCUGCUGAGGCUGCGUACCUGGAGGAGGGGGCACUUGCGGCCGCCGACAUCGUGCCCGCGGCUCUGAGGGUGAUCUUGGACGUCUUGGACCAGCAGAUGCGGCUGUCGCCUAGGGAAGGCGUCAUGUUUGAGCUGGACUACAUCUCCCUGGCCGACCCUGACACCAUGGAGGAGCUCGACGAGGUCGACCCGACCCGCGGCGCUAUCCUGAGCGGCGCCAUCAAGAUGUUGCCUGUGUAUGAGGCGCAGGAGGGCGAGGACCUGGGCCAUAGUGGUGGUCCGCCCGUCAGGCUGAUUGACAAUAUCAUCCUGCCUCCUCGGAUACAAGAGCAAGCAGGCAAGGAAGAUGAUGCCUGA
Cryphonectria parasitica EP155 is the source of this 1365-nucleotide messenger RNA. RefSeq names its product Nucleotidylyl transferase. Gene Ontology annotation, molecular function: pantoate-beta-alanine ligase activity. The record is from RefSeq and is a predicted model, not a curated record. Lineage: Eukaryota; Fungi; Ascomycota; Sordariomycetes; Diaporthales; Cryphonectriaceae. The transcript is spliced from 2 exons. Bases 184 to 1365 code for a protein of 393 amino acids. Gene Ontology annotation, biological process: pantothenate biosynthetic process.